AUGAAUAGGAAAGAGUCUCGGAAAAUAUUAGAAAUCACUGGAGUUGCAGCUAUUUUAUUCUUUGUCCCCUUGGGCUAUUUUUACAACAGAGAUACUAUCACGGCCAAAUGAAACUCCAUGUAUUAUAAGAUGUUUUCCAUCUCGGAUAAGCAAUACGAAAGAUAUUUGAAACAGCAAAAUUCACAAGUAGAUUUUGAGAGUCAAAAACAAUCAGAGUCCGACCAAGAAGCUGACAAUGAGAAUCCUAAAAAUUAA
This is a messenger RNA of Moneuplotes crassus, 255 nucleotides long. Lineage: Eukaryota; Ciliophora; Spirotrichea; Euplotida; Euplotidae. The record is from the annotation of a GenBank genome assembly.